GCGCUGCGGCAUCCCCAGCGCUCCAGCCCCCGGCCCGCCCCCCGCGCCGCUCCCGCUCCCGCAGCCCCGCGGCGGCCUCGGCGAGGCCCGGCAGGUCCAAUCCCGGGCACAGCUCCGUCCAGUCGGGCGGGCGCCGGGCGCAGAGCGGAGAUGGGGCGGCCCUGGGGCACCCUGCUGUGCCUGCUGCUGCUGGCAGCGAUCCCCGCAGCCCCCUUGCCGGCUCCGACUGCGACUUCGGCUCCCGAUGAGCCUGGCCCGGCUCUCAGCUACCCGCAGGAGGAGGCCACCCUCAACGAGAUGUUCCGCGAGGUGGAGGAGCUGAUGGAGGACACGCAGCACAAACUGCGCAGCGCGGUGGAGGAGAUGGAGGCAGAAGAAGCUGCUGCUAAAACGUCGUCAGAAGUGAACCUGGCAAACUUACCUCCCAGCUACCAUAAUGAGACCAACACGGAAACCAAAGUUGGCAAUACCACCAUCCAUGUGCACAGAGAAAUUCACAAGAUCACCACCAACCAGACGGUACAAACGGUCUUUUCAGAGACAGUGAUCACGUCUGUGGGAGAGGAUGGAGGCAGAAGGAACCACGAGUGCAUCAUUGACGAGGACUGCGGGUCCCGCAGGUACUGCCAGUUUGCCAGCUUCCAGUACACCUGCCAGCCGUGCCAGGACCACCAGGCAGUCUGCACCCGGGACAGUGAGUGCUGUGGAGACCAGCUGUGUGCCUGGGGUCACUGCACCGAAACAGCCACCAAAGGCAGCAACGGGACCAUCUGCGACAACCAGAGGGACUGCCAGCCCGGGCUGUGCUGUGCCUUCCAGAGAGGCCUGCUGUUCCCCGUGUGCACACCCCUGCCCGUGGAGGGUGAGCUCUGCCACGACCCUGCCAGCCGGCUCCUGGACCUCAUCACCUGGGAGCUGGAGCCUGACGGAGCUUUGGACCGCUGCCCGUGUGCCAGUGGCCUCCUCUGCCAGCCUCACAGCCACAGCCUGGUCUAUGUGUGCAAGCCGACCUUCGUGGGGAGCCAUGAGGAGGUCGGGAAGAGCCUGGUGCCCCGAGAGGCCCCCGGCGACUACGGAGACGGCAGCUUCAUCGAGGAGGUGCGCCGGGAGCUGGAGGACCUGGAGCGGAGCCUGUCGGUGGAGAUGGCUCUCGGGGAGCCGGAUGCCGCCACCGAGCUGCUGGAGGGAGACGAGAUCUAGAGCCGGGCUUGUCCUCCGGUAGAGUGCAAUAGAAGUAGCUAAUUUAUUUCCCCAGCUGUGUCCUCUAGGUGUUGGCUCACCAGGCUUUUUUCCAUGGCCUCUUCCCAGAACAUUCUCCCUCUGGCUCGAAACAGAAUGAGGGGCCGCAUACUCGUCCCGCUCCCCGCGCUGUACCCCAGGCAUCUCAGUUCUGCUGCCUGGGUGCGGGGGAAGGCGGGACAAGGCUGCUAAACAGGUCCAGGUGCUGGCUGCUUUGCUUCUGCUGGUUGGCAGAUGGCACGUUUCAUUUUGUUCUGUGCCCCCUUCCCCCAGCCAAGGAGGGGACCGAAAAGGGGGCAGAAUUUCCUCAUGACGGGUUGUACGGAAAUGUUGAUGCUUACACACGUGGAGAAGAGUGCCCUGUUUAGCAACCAUAAACCUGGCAAAAAUCUAACAAAUGAAACCCUCACGCAGUUCUUCGCACGGCACAGGCUUGCUGUGCCUUCGGGAGAAACAUCCUGUGGCCUCCGAGUUGCAUGCAUUCAGCUUUUUAGCAGCCACUCAGUUCCUACCUCUGUGCCAGGCAAGCAGUUUCCCCUCCACGAUCCAGACCUGUCACCACAGCCCGGUGAAGGGGCAUUGAUUCCCCAAAUGUCAGCAUCUCAGAGGCUCAUACAGGUCAGGCUAGUGACGAGCAUAGCAGGAUUUCACCCAAUGUGACCCCGAGCCUAGUGCUCCCCUACUGCUCCCCACCAGCCCCUGUGCCACCAAAAAUACCCCCCACUAAGACGAAAAAUGAAAUUUUUCUUUUUCUGAGGCACAUCUGGAAUGGAGGUGAAACUAGUACCCACAUGUCUCCAGGAGUCAACUUCUCCUCUUGGAAAUAGCGUUCUCCCCAGUGUGGGACGGGUCAUCCUUCUGGUGGUGACAGGAGGAACUGACACUGUCCCCUGGGGCGGUUAGUUACAUUAGUCACUCUGAGGGGACAGGAUCAGAGCAUAAUAUUUACGUUAACUUGCCAGAAACAGCACUUGGGUAAUUGUGGGGCCAGGAUUGUAAAUGAAAUUUGCAAAAUCACUUACCAGCAACUGCAGGCCAUUAUCAGCCACAUGGAGAAAAUCAAACCAAGCAAGGCUCUGUGAAAUACGGCUGCAAUACCCAGACUGAGCUCUGAACUGUGUGCUGUUCCACAAACGAUCUUUUCAGGUGUCAUGGACUGUUUCCAUCAUGUAUUCACCCAGAGUUAUUAAAUUUUAAAAGUUGCACAUGAUUGUAUACGCAUGCUUUCUUUGAGUUUUAAGUGAUGUAUACACACAUAUGUUGCAUUUAGAAAUCAAGCAUAAAUCACUUAAACUCUU
This is a messenger RNA of Pipistrellus kuhlii (Kuhl's pipistrelle), 2537 nucleotides long. It is a transcript of the gene DKK3, whose product is annotated as dickkopf WNT signaling pathway inhibitor 3. The record is from RefSeq and is a predicted model, not a curated record. Bases 151 to 1200 code for a protein of 349 amino acids. Gene Ontology annotation, biological process: negative regulation of canonical Wnt signaling pathway; multicellular organism development. NCBI's taxonomy places the organism in Eukaryota, Metazoa, Chordata, Mammalia, Chiroptera, Vespertilionidae. The transcript is spliced from 8 exons. Gene Ontology annotation, molecular function: receptor antagonist activity; co-receptor binding. Gene Ontology annotation, cellular component: extracellular region.